AUGACGUCCGCCGCUACCGCCGCCGCGCCCGUCGCGCCCGCCCACGUCCCUCCACCACCGCCUCCAACAUCCUCCCAGUUGCAGUCGCAUACUCAGACGCAGGCGCAGACGCAGGCACAAGCGCAGGUCCAGGCCCAUAAUCAAGUGGCCCAGGCUCAGGCCCAGGCCCAAGCCCAGGCGUAUUCGCAUUCGCAUACCCAGUCGCUGUCGCAGCCGCAUCAUCGAGCAUACAAUCCCUACAACGCCUUUGCGCACCACCCGCAACCUCCACCCCCCUCAAAGCGAGACCUCAAGUCGUGGUGGAAGGGCUUCAAGCUACCCUCGAAGCAUCAGGAAGCACACGGUAUAGCCACCCCGUUCACUAGAUCUAAACCCUACCGAUCAACAUCGUUAUUUGCGGAGGACAUGGAAGGCUGCCUCAGCGACCUUCCGGAAGCUGUGGCCCUCUUGCAGGAGAUAGUUGCGCAGGAGGUCCUCAUCGCAGCCCGAGCGGAUGCCCGAUCUCAGCCAACAAGUGUGAGCUUGAAUCGGAUGUCCACUGGCGCUCUCUUUUAUGAGAAGCCCCUUCAACUAGAGACUCUUGCCCGCUUCCUCAAUUGGCGUCUUAGUAGAAGAUGUACUGGCGAAGAUGGAUCGUGGCCAGUACAAGACCCCGCUAAAACCAAAUCAGUAGUACCAGAACCGCCCAAAGGUAUCUUUGGCGUCCCCCUUCGCGAUAGCAUCAAGUACGCCAAUGUUGCCAUAUCCCUUGUCGACGAAAACGGGAAGAGCUACAUCUACGGUUACGUCCCCAUUGUAGUUGCCAAAUGCGGUGUCUUCUUGAAGGAAAAGGCAACCGAUGUGGAGGGCAUCUUUCGUCUCAGUGGGUCAGAGAAAAGGAUAAAGGAACUCAAAACGAUUUUCGACUCGCCAGACCGCUAUGGCAAGGGGUUGGUGUGGGAUGGAUACACAGUCCACGAUGCCGCCAACGUCCUCCGUCGCUACCUCAACGACCUCCCGGAACCGGUGGUCCCCCUGGAAUUGUAUGAAGAAUUUCGAAAACCGUUGAAAGGGGCCACCAGGCAGGCCGCCGGCGACACUGAUGGCCCCCAAUUCGUCGAGAAUUUCGAUAUGGACGCCGCCAUCAUCAGAUAUCAGCAGCUGAUUACCGAGCUGCCGCCACUCAAUCGUCAGCUGAUGCUUUAUAUCCUCGAUUUGCUUGCCGUCUUUGCCGCCAAGUCCGACAUCAACCGCAUGAAUUCGCAGAACUUGGCUGCUAUUUUCCAGCCAGGCAUGCUGUCGCAUCCGGCCCACGCUAUGGCACCCGAGGAAUAUCGUCUCAACCAAUGUGUCAUUAUCUUUCUCAUCGAAAACCAAGAUCAUUUCCUCAUCGGCAUGCAGGGUACAGCGGCCGACGAGAGGACGGUUCAGGAAGUCCAGAAGGGGACGCCAACCGUCAACGCGCCAGGGACACCUAAAAACUACCAGUCUGGAGUGAACCGUACAGCAUCGAAUGCCAGCGCCGGAGCCGAGAGUGUUUCCAAAGAAGGCAUGAUUAGGAGGAACAAGUCGACAUCUUCAAGGCGUUCUCUUGCUUCGAAUGGUGCGCCCAGCCCGGGAAGCCCUGCGUUAACUUCAACGCCCACGGGAGGCUUAGGCCGGAGUAACACCCUGCCAUCGAAACGAUCACCUCGCGUGCCUCCCGGAAGGUUUGCGCAUCGGCAUGAUGUGUCGAAUUCUCCAGUCGGUCCCUUGACACCGGUUCAUCCGCCGUCAGUUCCCGAGGUUACGCCUCCUACACCGACAGUACUGCCACCAGCGCCAGCGGUUGUUUACGAGGUCGUUACACCCCCCGAAGAAUCUUCGGUACCCUCGAUAACCACGUCCACGGCUCCUUCGAGUUUGCUACCCAGUCAAUCUGUCCAAGCUGCUAGGAGUCAAGAAAAGUUGCUGGACCCCAGUGCUGAGGCCGCAGCCCCCUCCAAGGAACGUCGCAUGCCGAACAUACCAAGUAUCUUCCAGAGAGCGCCCACUGGGGAAAAUGAACUUCGACAGCCUAACAAGCUGAGGAAAAAGAUGCCCGGCGCCGGUGGUCAUUAUAGUGCUCAUAGCUCGACGAUAUCGCUCCCUCGUUCAGCAGCAGCUUCGCCGGCCGUUGAAGCUACCAACCCCAUGGAAAUGGUCCCACCCUUGCCCGGAAACCUUGAUGCGGUAGUGUCUAGCGGACAAACUGCGCCUUCCCCUUCGGACUCUACGCCGAGGGCGUCCCAAGCACCUUCGGCGCCCUCCACCAUGUUGAAUCCCAACAACGCCCCUGAAACACAACUGAAGCUACGAGAGUCUCCGCCCACUUCGGUCACAUCUUAUAACGACAUGUCUGAUCCCGACCAAGUCGAGACGCAAACGACGGCUAGUUUUGCUAGCCCAGAGGUGGCAUCCCCGGAUAGGGAUAAGAGAAGGCGGUGGCGCCUCUCGCGGAAGAAGGAGGACAGCAUAUCCUUGCAUUCUCCUCCAAACUUCAGCCAGCCUCCCAUCUCCCCACGCAUGCUGGGUUCGAACUCGCAGGCUGAGGGGAGCAACAGUUCUGUAGGCAGCUCUGGCUAUUUCCAUAAUCAAAGACCCCGGGCGAGCAUGAGUGGGGAUGUUUCUGACGCGGGCAUGAUGAGUAGCCUCGAUGACCGUUCGAUGAUGAGCGACGGAACCAGAGAAGGCAGAGACCGCGACCGAGAUAGGGACUGGGACAAAAGUAGUGAAUAUCGCAAGUCAAACAUUGCCGACUGGUUGAAAAACAAGUACCGCGAACAUAGGGAGACUGCGGAACAGAGAAGGAACAAGUCGCCACCGGCACAUGAUGGUAGAUCGGCAUCCAUUGGGGAGCGAAUUCGCAAGAGCAUCGACACGAAGCGGGAGAUGAACAACGGGAGCGAGAGGGGGUAUAGCGAUGAGCAUAUCCCGAUGCCACCGCUGCCCCCGCGGGAACCAGGACCGGGAAAUUCACAGAGCUCUAUCCAGUCUUCUCCCCAAAGCUUCCAGCAAACUCAACCCCAGCCGGCGCAGGCUCAGCAACCACCAGCACUUUACCAGACCGAGCAGUCGGUAGAGGUGCAACUCGUCGCGCAGACACUUCCAGCACAGCCCAGUGUCCAGCCGGAGCAGCCUCAGUUGCAACAUUUUCAACCCCAACAGGUUUCGGUACAUCAGUCACAGCCCCAAUUGUCGCCAGAGCCCCUUCCGCAAAUCCCGGAACAGCCGACUGAAGCACCCGUGCCCGCUCAAGCGCCGAUUCCCACUCAAGCACCCAUCCCCACUCCUUCAAGGCACAUGGACCUAGAUGAGUAA
Molecule: messenger RNA, 3318 nt
Organism: Sordaria macrospora k-hell
Lineage: Eukaryota; Fungi; Ascomycota; Sordariomycetes; Sordariales; Sordariaceae
Biological process (GO): signal transduction; activation of GTPase activity; regulation of fungal-type cell wall organization
Cellular component (GO): cell cortex
Molecular function (GO): GTPase activator activity
Source: RefSeq, a predicted model, not a curated record